AUGAAUAUUACGAAUCCUGUCAAAAUGUUCAAUAUGAAAAAUACUAAUCCAUGUGAAAAUGAUAAUAAAACUCUUGGAAUGGACCAAGCUUGCUUCACUGUUUUCAAUAAUAAUAAUGUUCCUAUUUCCUUGUAUUCUGCGAAUGAAGAAUGCUAUUUUAAACUGUGCGACUGUUUACCAUGGGCCAAUGUAUCGGCAAACAGCAAUUCUUCAUUAGUCGUAUCAACACGAUACCCAUUACAUUUUUAUUUUGUCAAAGGAGAAUAUCAGUGGUGUCAUGAUGGCUUUCACUUUCAAGAGUACGGUCAUUAUGGCUGGAACUUGUCUGAAGAACACAUUUGUUCAAGUGUUUACACUAUAACCGAACCUGGAAAUCCGUAUCUCCCUCUCUUAGCGGCGUUUAUGAUUUUCGUAAUUGGAGCAAUAAUAAUUGGAACAACACGUUUUUUUAUACAGAUGAUUAAAAAAUUUCGAACACGAAAUUCUCUCGAUGAUCAAAGUGAUACCGGACCAUUACAAGAUUCUGACUCUCCAGCUCAAACAUUAGUUAGAAUAACUAAAGCAAGUAUAAGAGUUCGAUCUAUCGAUACUUUUAGAGGUAUUGCUGUUUUGCUAAUGAUAUUUGUAAACAACGGAGGAGGGAAAUACGUAUUUUUCAAUCAUUCCCCAUGGUAUGGAUUAACAGUAGCUGAUCUUGUAUUACCUUGGUUUGCCUGGAUUAUGGGUUUGACAAUUGUACUAUCAGUACGCUCUCAAUUACGACUCUCAAUUCCACGAUCAAGAAUAAUUAUGAAAAGUCUCAAACGUGCUUUAAUCCUCAUUCUUUUGGGAUUAAUUAUUAAUGGACAUCAAGGCACGAAGUUAAGUGACUUGCGUUUUGCUGGUGUUCUUCAAUUACUUGGAAUUACUUAUUUUAUUUGUGCUGGUAUUGAAACUCUAACUAUGCAAGCUCAAAGAAAUUUUCAUUAUGGAAGAUUUGCAUUUCUUCAAGAUAUUCUUGAUGCCUGGAUACAAUGGUUAAUAAUUUUAACACUUACUGCAAUCCAUUUGCUACUAACAUUUUUAUUGCCAGUGCCAGGCUGUCCAAAAGGCUAUUUUGGCCCAGGUGGAAUAAUGAAUACUUUGUCGGCUGUAUUGAUUGUUGCAUUAGGAGUACAAGCUGGAAGAAUUUUAUUUUGCUACUAUUUGCAUAACUUUUCAAAAAUUAUUCGAUGGUUUUGUUGGGCAGUUGUUCUUGGAUUAAUAGCAGGUUUUUUGUGUAAUUGGAGUAAAGAAGGAGUCAUUCCAAUCAGUAAAAAUAUGAUGACAAUAUCAUUUGUAUUAACAACGUCCAGUUUUGCAUUUAUUCUUUUUGCUAUUUUGUACUUUUUAAUUGACCACCAUCGCAUUUGGGCCGGAGCUCCGUUUACAUACGCUGGAGCUAAUGCAAUUUUUUUGUACAUGGGCCAUUAUUUUACUAUUCAAAGUUUUCCAUGGACAUGGACAAUUGAUAAUCCUACCCAUGCUUCACUCUUUGCUAUAAAUUUGUGGACUACAGUACUCUGGACAUUAAUCGCUUAUGGGCUUUAUCAAAAAGAUAUAAUAAUAUCUAUCUAA
Molecule: messenger RNA, 1596 nt
Organism: Cotesia congregata
Lineage: Eukaryota; Metazoa; Arthropoda; Insecta; Hymenoptera; Braconidae
Source: the annotation of a GenBank genome assembly